CUCCUUAUUAAAUGAGGGGCUGAUGUGAUCUUACUUUGGAGGAGAUGGCUUUCAUGCUAUAAAAGUAGUUGAAUCCUACAGAGAAUUGUCAAAGGUGUUGGGUGCUAAAACCGCGUGUGCUUGUAAGAAAUCCGAUACAGAACCUCUUGUUCUGCACGUAAUUGGAUUAGCGCCAGAAUCUACCGUUCUUUGCACCUGUGAAAUUGCCAUGUUUCUGCUCAUAGAUUGCUCCAAAUGCCGGACCACAUUGCAGCUGCCUCCUGGUGCCCGAUCGAUCCGGUGCGCAAUUUGCCAGGCAGUGACUCAAGUCGCUGAUCCACGCGCCGUCCAUCCUCCGCCAGCUACAAAUCACUGGCCGGAUUCGGUUCCCCCGUCCGCCACCUCUCCUUCUCCGUACAACCACGCCCCUCCUGGCCCCCCUCCCAACGUGCACGGCCGGAAGAAAGCCUUGAUCGUCGGCAUAUCGUACAGGAACUCGAGACACGAGCUCAAGGGAUGUCUCAACGAUGCCAAGUGUAUGCGAUACCUUCUCAUAAACAAGUUUCAGUUCCCAGAAUCUUCUAUUCUUAUGCUCACAGAAGAGGAGACUGAUCCCUAUAGAAUUCCAACCAAAUCCAAUAUGCGACUAGCACUAUUUUGGCUUAUACAAGGAUGUCAACCUGGGGAUUCCUUGCUAUUUCACUAUUCUGGGCAUGGAUCAAGGCAAAGGAACUACAAUGGUGAUGAAGUUGAUGGAUACGAUGAAACAUUAUGUCCUUUGGACUUUGAAACUCAGGGAAUGAUAGUCGAUGAUGAAAUAAAUGCAUCAAUCGUCAGGCCUCUUACUCCUGGGGUUAAGCUUCAUGCAAUAAUUGAUGCAUGUCACAGUGGGACUGUCCUGGACUUGCCAUUUCUGUGUAGAAUGAACAGGAACGGUCAAUAUAUGUGGGAGGACCAUCGUCCCCGUUCAGGUGUGAUGAAAGGAACAAGUGGAGGUGAAGCAAUUUCUUUCAGUGGUUGUGAUGAUGACCAAACCUCUGCUGAUACAUCUGCUCUAUCAAGAAUAACUUCAACUGGUGCCAUGACCUACUGCUUCAUUCAAGCUAUUGAGCGUGGGCAUGGAGCAACUUAUGGUAGCAUAUUGAAUGCAAUGAGGAAAGCAAUCCGAGAAGCAGGUGGUGGCGGAGGAGGAGGUUCAGGAGGUGAUCUAGGCGGUGGCAUUGUCACAUCUCUCCUCUCCAUGCUUGUGACAGGCGGCAGUAGUAUUGGUGGAGGAUUUGGACAGGAACCGCAGUUGACUGCAUGCCGGACCUUCGAUGUCUAUUUAGAGCCUUUCUCCUUGUGAAACCAAACCCUUCUUUACCAUAUCACAUUAUUACCCUAUUCACUGUGGGCACCCGACAGGGUGUUGGUGUUGUGAGCUUUCUCACUUAUAGCUCACUUAUGCAAUGUAGAUAUUGCCUGUUUUGGAAAUCAUGUGCUAAAUUUGUUACUUUGACUAAAUUUGUUGUUGAUAAAAUGUGCUUUAUUAGUAAAUUCGUUCUUCUCAUUUCGACUAAAUGUGUUGAUUAAAAAAAUGCAAAUGCUACAUGCCCCCUAAGGUACCGUUGACAAUACAAGUUGUGCUUAGUAAAUUCGUUCUUCUAUUAUUGGAUUUGAAUGGUAUUGUAGCAUUUACCAAAAAAUGCAAGUGCACAUUUUUUGGUCUGGUCUAACUAGUCUAGUAUGGUCAUAUGUGUUUACGUCUAAUGUAGUUUAAUCUUAAUUGGUCCGGUCUAGUAGAUUUCCGGUCCAUAUGUAUGUCCAUAUGUAUUUUAUAACCAUCGAUAUGUAGUUUGAUCUUGUUUAAGAGUGAAACCCGUUCAAAUAAAAUAAAAACAUCUUAAAAGAAAACAUAAACCAUAUUUUGGUUUGUGAGGAGGGCACAAAAAGCUGGACAACUCAUGUGCUAAAUUAAGUUUUAAUUCUCUUUACUCAUAAAAAGCGGGCAUUUGAUCCAUCAUCCAUAUGACCUUGAGGUGGCGUGAUUAAGUUCUUUAAAGGGUAAUUCUAUUGACG
Cuscuta europaea is the source of this 2037-nucleotide messenger RNA. The record is from the annotation of a GenBank genome assembly. NCBI's taxonomy places the organism in Eukaryota, Viridiplantae, Streptophyta, Magnoliopsida, Solanales, Convolvulaceae.